GUCUACGAACUUCCACAACAUAAUGAGAAGAGCUGAUAUUAUACAUUGCUGUUCUAUCUGAUCUGGACACUUCCUUGAGCUGAAGUCCUAUUUGAGGAAUGGACACAUAAUAAACCCCUACAUCUACUUUUUAUUCAAGAGAAGGUCCACAGAUCACAGCUGGAAAACACCAGGACCCCCAGGUGUAAAGGACAGAGCUUGUAACAAUGACUGGCACAAGGUGAUAUGGAGGAGUGCUCUGUCCACCCCCUAUUACCAAAAUUAAAAACACACACCUGAUUUUCAUGUGGGGGCAGAAGGGGGAACAUAUUUUCUCGCAGUCGUUUUUAUGUUUACUAGGAACAUGUUCUACUGUACGACAAAAGGCUAUAAAAUCAUUUUGGUUAUUUCACUGAUUGUUGUUCUAAAGUUAAGUUUCAACUACCAUCGAAUAUUAUUCCAGUCUUGCAAACCUCAAAUUCUUCAAAUAUCAUAUUCAGAAAACAAUGUUACAUUGAGAGACUCUUAUGAAUCCAAUACAAAAUAUAUUUCUGAGGAGAAGGACAUGGAAAUAAACCAGAUUUUUGAUACCAUAAGUAACAGUAUUUCGAGUGUCCCUUUCAGACAUUUAAAUCUAACAACAAGUGCAAAAAUGAGCAGAGCAAAGAUAUUAUCUGACAGACAACAGUAUUGCAAUGGAGAUUCUUUAACUGUCCGUGUUGAUAUGUUCAAUUAUUUGGGCCAAAGGAAGACAUAUGGAGGAGAUUUCUUAACAGCACGGAUCUAUUCCACCGAUCUUGGAGCUGCAGCUUCCGGAAGGGUUGAAGAUUUCAAUAAUGGAUCCUAUAACAUCCAUUUCAUUCUAUCUUGGGAAGGGAAUGUGAAAAUAUCAGUUAUUUUGUAUCAUCCAAGUGAGGGUGUGUCUGCUUUAUGGAGAGCUCGGAAUGCGGGAUAUAAAAAUAUUAUUUUCACUGGAAAUUUUCUCUAUAAAACUCAGGAGAUUGAGAAAGUUUGUGGAUUUUAUUUAGAAUCACAACAGGAAAAAUGUGUUUAUGCAGAUAAAAGAGAUGGUGAAUUUUUCUACUGCAUCAAACCUCCAAAUGUACCAUGUGAAGCACUAAUUUCAAUGAGGGCCAACAACCAUCAUCAUUCAUAUCUUACCAAAUCAGAAAAGACUAUUUUUACCAGGUCAAAUAUUGGGGUAGAAAUUCCCAGAGACCCUGGAAGCAUUGCUGUAACAAAUUGCCAAAGAAACUUUACGGACAUGAAACCAAAAUGUAGAAUUGGGAUGCCUUUGCCAUAUCCAAGUGGAUAUUUUUUAAAUAAUUUAUGGCACUCAAACGUCUGCAAACUUUCUUCUUUUGAACCUUUGUCUCAAAUCAAUGAGUGUUUGACUGGGAAGUUGAUAUACCUUAUGGGAGAUUCAACACUUCGUCAGUGGAUUGAAUACUUCCAAACACAUAUGAAGAGCCUCAAGUUUUUUAAUCUUCCUGGACAUGGUAUACAUAAAAGAUAUUUAGCUCUGGACAUGGAUAGGAAUAUAUAUAUUCAGUGGAAGAAGCAUGGUCAUCCAUUUGUCAGCCCAGGUAUCUACUCUGUCAAAGACUGUGCUUACAUCGCCCGUGAAAUUGAUGGACUUCCUGGGAGUCCAAACACAAUCAUUGUUAUUACACUUGGACAACAUUUCAGAGGUUUCCCUCUACGUUUGUUCAUCAGAAGACUACUCAGUGUGCGAAAGGCCAUUGAACGUAUUUUUCAACGAAGUCCUGAAACCAAGAUCUUCAUCAAAGUAGAGAAUUCAAGGGAAGUAAACACAGAUGUAGAACGAAUUAGUGAUUUUCAUGGCUAUAUCCAAUAUCUUGCAUUCAAAGAUUUAUUUAAAAGACUUAAUGUUGGAAUAAUUGAUGCUUGGGAAAUGACACAAGCCUUUGCUUCUUACAAUCUUCAUCCUCCAGAGACUGUCACUAGGAACCAAAUCAACAUGUUCUUGUCAUAUAUAUGUUAACUUGUUAUUGAAUGGUGAUUUAAUGUUAUUAAAAAAAAAAUAUGAUUUUUGUGGACAUUCAUAAACAGUUACA
Molecule: messenger RNA, 2057 nt
Organism: Pelobates fuscus (common spadefoot toad)
Lineage: Eukaryota; Metazoa; Chordata; Amphibia; Anura; Pelobatidae
Product: NXPE family member 2-like
Exons: 7
Coding region: 329-1984 (551 amino acids)
Source: RefSeq, a predicted model, not a curated record